UAUAAAACAGCGUCAACAGCGUGCACAACCAGACGGUGAACCUUUGUGAAGUGCAACAGAGCUAACAUACUCACUAAAAUCUUUCAGUGGUGCAUAAAAAUAGUUUGAUUUUAGAAAAUGGACAAGAAUACUGAUAAGGAUAAUGAUGAUAAGACUCCUGAACAGCCAAGGCAGCCAAAGAAUCUUCAGGGACUCCUGAAAUUUGCUAUGGAGGCUACAAGCAAAGAGGAUCCCACAGGACCUACAGAAUUUCAUAUGGAUGAGGAGAAACGAAAGUUCCUGGAAGAUGCUCUGAAAGACAUGACUGUCGAUGUGAAGAAGGAAAUGUUGGAUGCUGUAAAAAUUCUCAAUGAUCCUGAUGCAACGGAGAGUGAUCAAGUAAAUGCCCUGGAAGUAAUUAAUGACCUCAUCGAUAGCAUUGACAAUGCGAUCCUCUUUCAACAACUAAUGGGCUUCGAUGCUCUUAUACCCUGCCUCAAUUCCAAAUACGAAAGUGUCCGUGCAGCUGCAUUACUCCUUGUGGCUGAUCUUGUGAAGAAUAAUCCUUCGGGUCAGCUGGCACUUGUACAGUUAAAUAUUAUGUCUACACUCACGAAUCUUCUCACACAUCCUGAUCCAAUUUGUACAAAUGCCAUGUCUGCAAUAUCAUCACUUGUUACAAACUACGAUCAGGGUGUAAAGGAGCUAUUUGAGAGCAAAGAAAUUUACAAGAUUGUAAAAAUUCUGGAGACACGCAAGGAGAAUAGGCUCAUAACGAAGGUCACAUUCUUCCUUUCGGGCAUUCCAGGAUGUCAUCCGGACUUUGUGGAUAAAUUCCUCGAUUUGGGAAUCAUGAAGUACCUUUCUGAGCUUAUUGUUCCGGUAACGCAGGAAGAACUUCAAGACUCGCAGAUUUUGAAUAAAGUCCAAAAUAUUCUUCAUGCAACUGCAAAUUUUUGCACCUACAACCGCUCAAUUGAUGACCUACGUAUCAUUGCACCUGACCUUUCGCACAGGCUGAAGGAAAUUGUGAAAGUUGCUGCAACAGAUGAGGCAUUUUCCGACAUUCAAGAAUAUGCGGAGAAAAUACUAAAAGUUAUGAAAUAGAUUAAGAUCUCCUUUUUGAUAUUUAAAUAAAUAAACCCUCUCGUGCAAAACA
Molecule: messenger RNA, 1138 nt
Organism: Lutzomyia longipalpis
Lineage: Eukaryota; Metazoa; Arthropoda; Insecta; Diptera; Psychodidae
Product: hsp70-binding protein 1-like
Exons: 3
Coding region: 118-1086 (322 amino acids)
Source: RefSeq, a predicted model, not a curated record